Messenger RNA from Dermacentor andersoni, 2332 nucleotides. RefSeq names its product tetratricopeptide repeat protein 36. NCBI's taxonomy places the organism in Eukaryota, Metazoa, Arthropoda, Arachnida, Ixodida, Ixodidae. The record is from RefSeq and is a predicted model, not a curated record. Gene Ontology annotation, molecular function: protein binding.
UCGACUUCGGGUCGCGCGUCAAACGCCCCAUCCGGGCUCCCGUGGUCCCGUCCUAGAGAGAUAGCAAGAUGCGAGGAAAAAAGUUCGUAUUACCAUCCCGACUCGAUAAGCUAGGAAGGAGAAGCGAAAAAAUGCGCCCCGGAGGGUCGCGAUCUCCAAGACAAGCGAGGGGUUGCGGUAGGACGGCGACAGCGGUCGUCUGACUGGUCUGCUGCUGUCUGUGCCCCGAGGCAGCUUUGAGAGAGCAGACGGAAAAAACAAGUCCGCCGUUCGCUUUCGCGCUGGUCGCGGUUUUCUACACUCGACCGUCCGUUAGCGACGUGUGCAAGCAUGGCCACGGAAAACGACAAGGCGGUCCUCGAGGCCGUUUUCAACCCCCUGUUCUCGGAGUUGGGAUUUUCGACCGAAGCGGAGGAAGACGAAGCUAGGAGCGGAGGUGCCGGUCAAGAUGACGGGACGCCGAACCAGGUGAAGACGCUGGAGGUCGAAGGUGUGCAGGCUGCUGAGGAGGGCCACAUUGAUCGUGCCAUCGAUAUCUUUGGCGAGGUGAUCCGUCUAGCGCCCAACAGGGCCUCCGGCUACAACAACAGGGCGCAGGCGCUGCGCAUCAAGGGCGACGUUGACCGUGCUCUAGAAGACCUGAACAAUGCCAUCAACCUUGGCCAGGGGAACAAACAUGCAGCCGCACAGGCCCUAUGUCAACGUGGGCUCAUCUACCGGCUGAGGGAGCAGGACCAAGAGGCUCAUGCAGACUUCAAGGAGGCUGCCAAAUUGGGAAGCCAGUUCGCCAAGAACCAGUUGGUCCAGAUGAACCCAUAUGCAGCUCUGUGCAACCGCAUGCUAGGCCAGAUGUUUGCAAAGCUCAGGCAGGGAGAGGAUGACACGAGAUAAUGAGCCACCAUGUGGGUGGUCCUUAUACAAAGUGAUAACUUUUUUGCCUAGGAGAAUGGCUCCUAUAAGGCUGAGCUUUGUUGACUAAUCAUGUCAGAAUUGUCCCCCUCUAACUGCUUGUAAAGAAAAAGAAAAAAAUAAGUGUAGGCUUGGCUUUUAGAGACUAGUGUUUGCUCCACGUUAUAUUUUGCAAAUGACUACACAUUGAGCUGAAACAUAUCUUUGGAUGAGAUUUGUCUCCUCUUACAGUACCUGACAUUGUAUCAUGGCCCUGUUUAUAGCUGUUACCAGGCAAGGCUCCGUCAUCACAUGGUAUCCAAACAGCACUUUAGUAUAAUUACUCCUAACACUUCCACAAAGUUUUUGUGUUCUAGGCUUGCCUGAACAGGACUGCAAUAUAUGCAAGUACUCGCAGACAACUUUCUGUGGCUAUGAAGAGAAACCUAUGGGGGCAGAGCUUCUGCACAGGUGUUACCGCGCCGAGUAGUCUGCCAGUGUUUGACAGUGCUUUUGGUUGCUUGGAACAGACAGGGAAUCGACCCAGCUUCCACGUGCAAUGGUUUCACAUUUGCCCAGACGCGGAAGGGAAACCCGCAAAAUAAGUAAAGCUUUACAUUCAGUAGUGUGUUUUGCCUUAUUUGACUGUUGCUAUUAAGGUGUUUAUGUUUUCUCUUCCCCAGUGUAAACUAACGUGAAUGAAAACGUAGGACUCUUUACAGAAGCACUUUAACUUGUGCACGCCUUGCCUCAAUAGCUUUCCCUUCAUUGCUGCAGAAAGUUGUCGGUGAGUAUAGGUAUGCAUAUAAUAACUGCAGGUGGAAGAGAUCAGAAAGAGAUGUGUGAAUGAAAAGGCUAUAUUGUGUCAAUAAAGUUGUAUUUUUAUGAACAGUAUUUGUCACGAUGCCUGGUGUUUCUUUGAAUGUCAACCAGGCUGCUUCUUCAAGAUUACAAAGAGCAAUCUUUGAAAAGAGCACUUGUGGGUGCUCUCGACUCUCGCGUUUCCCCUGAUGCUGUUUUCCCCGCAUGGCUCUCAUGUCUCCCGUAAUCUGGCUUCUCUGCGUAGCUAAGCGCUGGCGGCGGGUGGCAGAUCAGUAUGAGAGAUGGAGAAAGUGUUGUGCUGCUAACGCCACCUAAUGGCGGGGUUACUCAUGCAUAAAAGGGCCUGUACUCUUUUGGCUUGGGGUCGGCAAGCUGCACGGACUUUCCGCACGCUCGCCCACCAUUUGCUGAACCGUCCUGCGAAAGGCUUAGGAGCAGGACACCAGAAUGGGUGAACAUGAUCAUUCAGCAUGGGGGCGAACAUGUUCACUCACUAUCUGGUCGCAGUGAGUUCGAUGUCCUCCAUUUGUCGUGUGCCCAACGGCAUGUUCUAUGGGUAGUAAUUUGGCUAGCACGUAUUAGUGCUUGAAAGGUGCAAUAAAUGCCCUUUGGAUUGUUUGCA